AUGGUCGCAAUCACCCUUCCCUCCAACUACGGCGCCGUCAUCGCCGUCGCGCUGGGCACCAUCCCCGUCCUGAGCUUUGUCCACGGCAGCAUCACCACUUCCCUGCGCAAGGUCGCCAAAGUCCCCUAUCCUCACAGCUAUGCCACCGUUGAGCAGUGCAAGGAGAGUGCCAAGGCCGAGCAGUUCAACUGCGCCCAGCGCGCCCACGCCAAUUUCCUCGAGAAUGCCCCGCAGACGAUGCUCUUCACCCUGGUCGCUGGCCUGAAGUAUCCCGAACUCGCGACCGGCAUUGGUGCCCUCUGGGUUGUCUUCCGCUCGCUUUUCAUGUACGGCUAUGUGUACUCGGGCAAGCCGCAGGGUAAGGGUCGUAUGCUCGGUGGUUUCUUCUGGCUGGCGCAGGGUGCGUUGUGGGGUCUGACUGUGUUUGGUGUUGCUCGGGAUUUGAUCUCGUACUAA
This is a messenger RNA of Penicillium cinerascens, 456 nucleotides long. RefSeq names its product MAPEG family protein. The coding region runs from base 1 to 456 and encodes 151 amino acids. The transcript is spliced from 3 exons. The record is from RefSeq and is a predicted model, not a curated record. Gene Ontology annotation, molecular function: glutathione peroxidase activity; glutathione transferase activity. NCBI's taxonomy places the organism in Eukaryota, Fungi, Ascomycota, Eurotiomycetes, Eurotiales, Aspergillaceae. Gene Ontology annotation, cellular component: endoplasmic reticulum; membrane; nuclear envelope.